This is a messenger RNA of Paramisgurnus dabryanus, 1703 nucleotides long. RefSeq names its product melan-A (gene mlana). The record is from RefSeq and is a predicted model, not a curated record. Gene Ontology annotation, cellular component: melanosome. NCBI's taxonomy places the organism in Eukaryota, Metazoa, Chordata, Actinopteri, Cypriniformes, Cobitidae.
GAGAGAGAGAGAGAGAGAGAGAGAGAGAGAGAGAGAGAGAGAGAGAGAGAGAGAGAGAGAGAGAGAUUCACUCUUCCAGACUUCACAGAGAUCCAUCAGAGCUUCUCUGGAAUCUAAUCAUUCAAUUCUGUCAGAAUGUCUUACGGUGGCUCCGGUUCGAUGUCACGUGGGGAAUUUAGUGUUCACUUCGCCAGCAAACGCGGAGGAACCAUAAGAGCAGAGGAGGCUGCUGGCAUCACUCUUUUGGCUGUGAUCAUCACUGCUCUCAUCAUUCUGGGUUGCUGGUUUUACCGCAGGCGCAGUGGAUACAAAAAGAUUCGGAAUGAACAGUCAUGGAGAGAGAUGAGUCAGUACACUGAACCUGGAUCAGGAGAUGAAAAUAAAGUGGCCUUGAAUGAAUUCAGCAACAUCAAUACUGCGAUUCCCAACGCUCCUCCAGCUUAUGAGAAGAUCAACUCUAGACCUUCACCUCCACCUUAUUCACCAUAAACAAAAAACUGAGAAAGUACUGCAACACUGAGAGUUAAAUACAGAGGAAUAAAACAAAGUUCAGCAGUAAUACUGUGUCUCUCUUUACAUCUGAUCUUCUCUUCUUCAUCAAGGCUUUCAGACCUUACACACUUCUCACACAGGAACAUAUUGACUUAAGUUGUCAAAACAUGAUGUAUGUGUCACUUAAACAUUUAAAUUAAGUUAUUAGUUACAGUUGAAUCUAUUAUAAACGGUUAACAUUAGGGAUAGGGCUGGGCAAAAAAAAAAAAGAUUUUUAUCGAUAAUCGUUUUUUUUAUGUGGUCGAUUCAAAAUCGAUUCUCAAAGAGCAGAAUACAUUUUUUUCUUUCAUAUUUAUUUACGAAAAUAUUUAACGUAAGAUUAACGUUAAUUUAAUUAGUCUUCUUCACUAGAUGUCACCCUCUGUUUUGCCUUGCGCGAUGUUACCCAGGAGUGAGAGGCGAGCCUGUCAUUCAUUCAUUCAGUGCUUAAAAUGGAGGUUUCAGGUGCUUUAUUGACGUUGAUGCCACCUUCACAUAAAAAGUCAGAGAUAUGGAAGCAUUUUAGAUUUUCCAAGGAAGACGACGACAAUAGUGUUGUGGCUUUUAAUUUCUUUUUAUUAAUUACCCACUUCUGUUCACUGUUCUUUUUUAUUAAUAUAGUAUUUGUAUUAAAUCUAUAUUCAUUGAGUUGAAUCAAGAAUUGAGUAUAAAAACCAACCCGAGAACCGGAAUCGAAAAUUUAAUCGAGAAUCGAAUCGAUUUGAUUGCUUGUGAAAAAAAAAACAAUAAUUGAAAGCAUAAUUGAGUUUCAAUUUCAACAACCCACCAUUAUGGUGAUCAGUGUUUGCAUUAUCAUCAACUAAUUUGCAAAAUGGCUAAUUUUUGCUCACACCUACAAAAUGUCAAUUUAAACAUCUUAUUAUAAAUUAUCUGUGGGAUAUUUUGAGCCAAAACUUCACAUAUGUACUCUGGGGACACCAAAGAUAUAUUUGACAUCUUAAAAAAGUCUUGUGAAAUUUCCUGUUUAACACUGAAGAAAGUAUAAUUGAGUACUCAACUAAAUCAUUUUCUGUAUAUUUUAAUCUGGAAAUUAAAUGUACAGUGAUGCUGAACUUCUUAUUCAAGCUUAAAACAUGUGCAGUUAUCUGGUAACACAUUUUGUGUAAAUGUUUUAUUGGAAAAUAAUAAAAUCCUUACAGCACAUAGCACAA